AUGAGAACGAGGCGAGGCGCACGGCCGCCUUCCUUGGCGGGGCUUCUCCUUCGGUACCAGGAGGGGGCAUUGGCAGACCCGUCCGCUCUGGCCGAAUCGGCUCCUGCAACGGGACCCGAGGCGUUCCUUACCCGCAGAACCCUCCCUCCCUUGGCCGACCCGGAGCGGGGAGGCGUUUCCUUCGGUCCUACCCGGGGAGCGGCUCCCGGGAGCGCCGGAGAAGGUGGGGCGGGGGCCGGGCGCCAGGCGGAGGCACGGAGCCCCGGAGUGCCCGGAGAUGGCAGGCCGACAGGUGGAACAGGUUGA
Messenger RNA from Rangifer tarandus platyrhynchus (Svalbard reindeer), 306 nucleotides. Lineage: Eukaryota; Metazoa; Chordata; Mammalia; Artiodactyla; Cervidae. The record is from the annotation of a GenBank genome assembly.